UCACGCGCACCCGCAGAACAAGCCAAUCAGAGAGCGGAAUUUCGCUGGACGCGUAUUUUGAACGGUCUACACAAACGGACUGGACUGAGCAGGUAGAGAGGCGACGCUCCGCUUGUCUCUCUGACAAGUUUGGGUUGUUUUAAACUGUUCGCUGAUAAUCGCAACAGAGUCUGGAAUUUAACGAUGAGAAAGAGCGAGGUGCUCGCAGCAGAGGCGGUGUCCUGCCUGAAUAAAGCGCUGUGCCAUCUGAAGGACAUUUGGGAGGAAAUCGGUAUCCCCGAGGACCAGAGACUACAGAGGACUAAUGUUGUCAAGAACCACAUUAAGAGCUUACUAGAUAUGAUGAUCAAAGAAGAGGAAUCUCUGAAAAAGAGGCUCAUAAGCAGCAUUCAAACAUGCAGGACAGAAAUGGAGAAACUCUGCCUGGAACUUCAGCUACCUGUGUUUGAGGAGGAGAAUGGUAUCAGCAUGCUCCAGCAAGAGAAGAACAUCCGCACGCAGGUGGAGGCUCUGCUGAAGGAGAAGACUCAGCGGAUGCAGCAGCUGAAGGUUCUGCUGGAGCAGGACCAGGACCUGUGUGACAUCCUGUGCUCCAUGCCUUAUGGCAUCGCUCCAGACUCUGUCCCCUCACCGGAACAACUGGAGAACUUCAGCCAGCACAUCGCUAACCAGAACGCAGAGAAGGCGAGGCGGUAUGCUGAGUUCAUGGACCUCAAAAAGCAGAUCAUCUUGUACAUGGAAGAGCUGGAACACAUCCCGGAGACCAGCUUCGAGAAGGACGUCAUCUGUGAGGAUGAGGACGCUUUCUGCCUUUCCAGAGACAAUAUUACGUCACUCAAACUGCUUCUUUGUCAGCUGGAGGAGCGCAAGACCGAGAACGAGGCGACGUGUGAGGCUCACCGAGAGAAGAUCCAGCAGCUGUGGGACAGACUGCAGGUGCCCCAGGAGGAGAGAGAGGCCUUCAAUGAACACAUGGUCACAUCCAAGAAGAGGAACCUGGAAGCGUUACGAGCAGAAGUUCAGCGUCUGGAGGAGCUCAAACUGCUAAACAUCCGCAAUGUCAUUGACGCCAUCCGCUCCGAGAUCUCUGUGUUUUGGGAUAAGUGCUUCUUCGGCACAGACCAGCGGCAGGCUUUUGCCCCAUAUUUUAGCGAGGAUUUUACUGAAGAGCUGUUGAGUCUGCAUGACGCUGAGAUCCAGCGCUUGAAGCAGCAUUAUGAGGACCACAAGGAGCUUUUUGACGGGGUUCACCAAUGGGAAGAAAGCUGGAGACUCUUCCUAGAGCUGGAGAAAAAAGCUACAGAUCCCACAAGAUUUACUAACAGAGGAGGGAAUCUCCUCAAAGAGGAGAAACAGAGGUCUGAGCUGCAUAAAAGCUUGCCUAAGCUUGAAAAGAAAUUAAAGGCCCAGAUCGAUGCAUGGGAAAGUGAACAGGGUUGUGAGUUUCUAGUAAACGGCCAGAAGUUUCUGCAGUAUGUGGAGGAACAGUGGGAGCUGCACCGAAUAGAGAAAGAGAAGGAGAAACAAGAACGGCAUCUCAAGAAGAGCAAACAGACUGAGGAGGAUAUGCUGUACGGAACAGCAGUACGAACCCCCACCAAACGCAGAUUCCUUGGCGCUACUACACCAAAUAAGUCACGAAAGUUUAACGCGACUGCCAGCAUUUCUAGCGCCACCUCUAACAGCACCAUGCGCUCUGCCUAUGGUGGAACUGUCUGUCGCUCACCCGUGCCCCGCCCACCUCUCUCAGCAAACAAGGGUCCAGCAGCGCGGACACCAGGUGGCGGUAAACCCCCCCACCCACGCCUGCAAGGCUGUAACAAGGAGAAUGAGGCCCAGUUGAAGGCGACCCCUCUGAGUGGUGCGUUGCUGACCCCCGCUAAUCCACAGUGUAACUUCAGCAUAACCUCUGUUGCCAGCACAUAUUCAGAGUUUGUGAGAGACUUGGUCAACACUGAAUCUGUUCAGUCAAGCGAGACCUGUCCAAGGCCUCUAACGCCAAGAUCCAGCACGACGUCCUGAACUCCACCACCACCAACCUUUGACCUCUCCACUCUCAUGGUGACUGCAUCAGCUAUCAUAUCGUAGUCCUUUCAACGACGUUCUGAUCUCUAAAACAGAUCACUACCUUUCACUGCUCUCUGCUUUUAAAUGUAAAUGAAGGUAAUAUAUUAAGUGUUAAGUCGGUGAUAAACAAGGAAUCUGUUGUCAGUUGUUGCUGAAUGUUUGCCCGGUCUAUCACUGUCUGUAAGAGGAAAAAAUAGGUUUGUAUCCUAAGUUAAACAAACACUACUUUGGCUCUCGAACUUUUGAGAUGUACUAAAUGUUGUCUGCAUCUUGUACGGCACAGUUUUUUUAAAAGAGAAACAAAAGAAAGUUUUAGCUUUCUGAAGUUAUGCAAUCUGGGGUUACAGGCCAAAUGUAUUAUGAAUACUUUGCACUUUUUUUUUUUUUUUUUUAAUAUAUUGCAGUGCAUAGUGUAAUUUUACACACACUCACACUGUUCCAUCCAAAUCUGUUUUUAUACAUGUAUGUAUUUGUGUAGCCUACAUACUUCUGUAUCUGCUGUUCUCUUCAUAUAAACUCCACUGUUUGACAAAGAUGUUAGUUGUUUAAACAGGCCGUUAAGACUUUUAGUUAAAGUAUUUCGUAUAUUGGUGCUGUAUAAGUUUAAAUAUAGCUCAAUCACAUGGAUUCAAUACACUAUCAUGUCUGAUUUGGAAAAGCUUGUCAAAAUAAAAAAAAUCUUUCACUUGAAA
This is a messenger RNA of Siniperca chuatsi (mandarin fish), 2759 nucleotides long. RefSeq names its product protein regulator of cytokinesis 1b (gene prc1b). Gene Ontology annotation, biological process: microtubule cytoskeleton organization; mitotic spindle midzone assembly. Lineage: Eukaryota; Metazoa; Chordata; Actinopteri; Centrarchiformes; Sinipercidae. The coding region runs from base 184 to 2022 and encodes 612 amino acids. The transcript has 15 exons. The record is from RefSeq and is a predicted model, not a curated record. Gene Ontology annotation, molecular function: microtubule binding. Gene Ontology annotation, cellular component: cytoplasm; spindle; mitotic spindle midzone.